ACUCAACACACUUACCGACACUACCUUACCGGCAGCGCGUGAUGUGAAGAUGACCGCCAAUUUCCCCUUAACAUUCAAUCAGACGGUGCAAGGAAUCACUGAUUUUAUCGAGGUGGCCGUUCACACUAUUCUAUACGUACGCCAGAUAUAUCCGGCAGAUCUGUUCAUUCGUCGCAAGAAAUAUGACACGCCUGUCUUCCAAUCUCGCCAUCCAGCUCUCAAUGAAUACAUAUCUGGUGCUGUCAAAGCUGUGGGCGACGAACUGAGUCGCACAAAAGUGGUCGUGGUCAUCAAGAACAAGGAGCAACAACCCCUCGAGAGUAUGGUUGAUGUCCUUCUUGGUCAGCUUAACAUGGUGGAAUCGCAGCUCGGACAACUGGGCUUGUGUGGUCAGGACAGUUUUUCCUAUGGCGAUAUAUACGCAGAACAAGAUGGUCUUGCAGAUAACGCCGAGCUCUUACCAAUGCUUCGGGCCGUCAACACCGUUGUCUAUAAAUGUGAACAUUCAUCUGUACGCAGCUUCUCUUUGGCGGUUCAAGAAUCGGAAGAGAAGUUGAAACCAAAGAAGAAAGAACUACGAGAUAAUCUACGCCCCUUACUCACUGUACUAGAAGGAAAUUUUCAAGAUAAAAUUAUCAACCAGAUCAAUUGCUAA
Desarmillaria tabescens is the source of this 655-nucleotide messenger RNA. RefSeq names its product DNA-binding protein. Gene Ontology annotation, cellular component: zeta DNA polymerase complex. The record is from RefSeq and is a predicted model, not a curated record. The transcript has 8 exons. Lineage: Eukaryota; Fungi; Basidiomycota; Agaricomycetes; Agaricales; Physalacriaceae. The coding region runs from base 50 to 655 and encodes 201 amino acids.